Molecule: messenger RNA, 1587 nt
Organism: Ilex paraguariensis (yerba mate)
Lineage: Eukaryota; Viridiplantae; Streptophyta; Magnoliopsida; Aquifoliales; Aquifoliaceae
Source: the annotation of a GenBank genome assembly
UUGAUUUGGAAGAGAUUGGAUUGUAAUCACUAUCCAACACAGUCCCAAUUGUCUAGCGAAACACGAUCCAAAUUGUGAAGAUUUAAAGAGUCAUAGAUGACUGAAAUUGAAGGCGUAGGAAGUACACAAAUCACAAUCAAACCGGCCUCUCCAUACGCCAAUGGCAUGUGCAGUCAUUGUGAAUUGAAAAGAGAUCCAAAGGAGUUUUAAAGGUUUCAACAAAGAAAGAAAAAGAAAGAAAGAGAUGGCAUUCGUGAUUUGAAUUGCCAGAUUCAUAGUUUCAUGCCAGUAAUUCUGAUACAUCUCUACACACACACACACACACAUGUAUUGAGUCUGAUUGCACAGAUUCAGAAACCAAUUUUCAGCUAAAUCUCCAAGAAUUUCCAAAACAUGGCCGCCAAUGCGUAUAGAGAUACGAAUGUCAAACCUUCGCUGCAAUCUCAGAUCGGACCUGAUGGUAUCGCAAGAGAAGCCCCUGUCAUCGCCUACACCGAGAAGAUAAUUUUGGAAGAGCAACUUCAAUUGAGGAAAUAUAUUGACGAAAAUUAUUCAAAAAUCCGGGAUGUUGAACGAGAGCUGGCAAAUCUUAAUAUGGAGAUGAAACUUACAGCUGGGCCGAAGAAAGCAGCACUUGAACAUAUGAAAAAGAAAAUAGAAAUGUCAACUGAGAAAAUUCGUGAUGCCAAGCUGAAGGAAGAACAAGCUCGAAAGGCAUGGGAAGCAGCAUCGAAGGCUGUAAAGGAUGAGGAAGCAAUUAAGCAGAAGCUUUGUGAAGACUUGAACAAUUUGGUCCAAGAAAGCAGCAACAGUCAGUUUGCUAGACUGGAAGAGCUAAAAAGGCGGUUAACAGCACUAAACCCAAGCAGAUCAUCCACCUCUGCCCCAUACGAUGGGAAUCCAAUGGGACCUACACAGAGUAGCACAACUCGAGAUGCAUCCUCAACUCCUAGUUCAUUGGAUCCAGCUGGAAACACAUCCGCUCCAGUAAAUGGUGCAGCUGUUCCAAUUAUGAAUGGCAGCAGUCAACAAUCUUCUGGUGAUGGUGAGGGGAGAGGGAAGAAGAUAAUUUUGAUCCAAGGCCGGGGGAAGGGAAUUGGAGCAGUACCUAAAGGUAGAGGAUCUGUAGCACCUGGUUGGACUGGAGCUGGGUUUGAUGUUGAUGGUAGAUCUUGAGAGUAUCACUUCGGAAUCUCUCCACCGGAUGAAAUUAUGGGAGGUGAUACUUACGCUCUCCACCAGGUAUAUUGUUUAUUCCAUCAUUUCUUCAAUAUUCAUUCAAUUGAUGCAUCCACAUGUACUAAUUCUAAUUAUAUAUACGAAGUUUAUACAAAAUUUGGCAGUUUGACAGUCGACAUUUCUGAGUGCUCAUGACUGUUUCGGUCUGUUGAAAAUGUCAUAUUGCUUUCACUCAAUGAAGAAAUUGUUCAUUGUGGACUUGUUUUGGUUUGUUCAUUAUGAACUUUGGUUGAUGAUUCAGUAUGCAUGGACAAAGCUAUUUCAUGUACCAAUUUGAAAUUGGAAACCAUCAUAUUCAGGCUCCUAUACCUGAAUCAUGAUAGUUUUCACCCAUUCUCAAUACCUUUU